CUACAUUCAUUUCAGUCAACGUUCAGCCUUGUUACAACCGUUCCUAGAGUGUAACGUUCGCGUCGUAAUAUUCCGCGAACACGCGCCAAAGUUUCUGGAUUAAACAAUGAAACAAAAAUAUAUUAUUAUUAAGUGGAUAUAAACAUCCUAGUGUUCUGCAAUAUUUCAUUGUAUUUUAUUAAGUUCGUGAAAUUUGUUUAAAGUGCAAGCGUUAAACUUAAAGUGUGUGGCGUUUAAAUUGCUUAAAGAAAUUGUUGUUAUUGUGUUUCAAUAUGGGAGCCUAGGAUUUGUUGGAUGAAAAGAAAAAUAGAUUAGAAAGUGACUUUGGCAACGAGAUGGGGACCAACCGGUUGCUUUCACCGUAUACUUUGGUGUUGAUUUGUACAGUAAUCGGAGUGAUUCGUUGUGAUGAUGAGCAGCACGACUCGCGGGAGGGUGACGACGUCACCAUGCAGUGCAGAUUCGGUUCCGAGGUGAAUCCUGGUGAUUCACCAACCUACUACUGGGUUCGGAGUACAGCCAGCGGCCAUGACAAUGUGGCAAUAGGAAAUAUACCCCUUGAAACGAAUUAUAAAGUAAUAUACGCUCCGUCAGAGGGACGAUACGAUUUGAUGGUGUCAAAUGUAUCGUACGAGCGUGACAACGGGAGAUUUGAAUGCCGUAUAAAGGCAGGUGGUUCGGGGAGGACGAUGCACUCGCAGGGACACAGUUUGGUGGUGCUCACUCAGCCGCAGCCGCCACUCCUGAGUCCCGGCACGCAUGCCCAGGCGCAGGAAGGUCGGGAACUCAAUUUAACCUGCUCGACGACAGGUGGAUCGCCUAGCCCUGAUAUCAAGUGGUAUCGGGAUGGCACUACGUAUCCACUAGAGGCGAGUGUGAUCAACGGCAGGACGCGGGUGCAGCCUUCAGUAGCCAUUCUUACCCUGGCUCCUAGCAGAGAGGACGAUGGAGCGAGUUUUCGCUGCGUUGUAUGGAACCGAGCGAUGCCUGAAGGACAGAGACUAGAUACAACUGUUGAAUUAAGUGUAAAUUAUUUUCCUCGAAUUGAAAUCGGUCCGGAGAAUCCAUUGCAUGUUGAAAUUGAUGGAACUGCAACGAUGGAAUGUAAAGUUGACGCAAAACCCAAAGUGAGCAACGUGCGCUGGACUCGAAAUGGCAAAUAUAUUUCAAACUCUUUUAUACACACUAUUCAAGAUGUGACAGUGCAAGACGCAGGCAAAUACACUUGCAGCGCUGAUAAUGGGCUUGAUCAUCCUGGGGAGAAGGAGAUUUACCUAGAUGUUCUCUAUCCUCCAAGUGUUACGAUUGACUCAAAAACGUACGACGCCGAAGAAGGCGGUACAGUUGAAAUACGUUGUGAAGUUUCUGCUAAUCCCGAACCAAUUUCAAUCGAUUGGACAAAGGAAGGAAAACCUGACUUUCGUCAAAAAGGAAACACUCUAGUUUUGACUAGAGUAGAUGCAGAAAUGGCUGGAACAUAUAUUUGCAAAGCCAUAAACGUAAUUACGUCAUCCGCAGGAAAUCGCAUGGAACGGGCUAGUAGCGCUUCAGUCGCUGUAUUGGUGAGACAUAAGCCAGGACGGGCAUUUAUUAGUCCUGAUCGGCCCGUAGCUCAAGAGGGUGCAGGAGUAACACUUACUUGUAGUGCUAAGCCUCCGGGCUGGCCGUCUCCUCAGUAUAGAUGGUUCCGGGAUAUCGAUGUCGGUGAUGUCAAACCGAACGUUCUCGCUACUGGCCAUAAAUACACAAUCCCGAGUGCACAUCUCGGUAGCGAGGGUGUUUAUCAUUGCCAGGCCACAAAUGAACUUGGUCAUGGCGAGAUUGCAUCCGUCAACCUCGAAGUAUAUCAACCUCCGCGCUUCCAAUCAAAACUCCAACCGCACAUGAUAAAGAACUCCGGUGAAAGAAAUUAUUCUUUGACGUGCAUUGCGUUGGGAAAACCGCUACCCCAUGUCAAAUGGUACAAAGACAAUUCCGAAAUAAAAGCGGAUGCUAAUUUAUAUGAAGUCAAAACAGAAAUAAAUGAAAGUAGAAACGCGGUGUUCAACAUACAAAGUACGUUACGAUUCAAAGGUCGCGCGAGGCCUAACGGGGAUGACUUACUUCCGGAGGAUAGGGGAGUCUAUUCUUGUUCCUUCGAAAAUGAAGUAAAGAAAGUGGAAUCAACUAUGCAGCUCAGGAUUGAACACGAACCAAUUUCAAUCCGACAACAAAACAAAGUAGCUUACGAUGUGAUGGAGAAUGCUGAAAUAUCGUGUAGAGUUCAAGCUUAUCCCAAACCAGAAUUUCAGUGGUUUUACGGCGCAAAUACGGCACCAUUGCAGAUGUCCUCGGACGGGCAUUACGAGAUAACUACUACAACGGACAAUAACGACUCCUACUUAAGUAUUCUGCUUAUACGCAACAUUAAAGGACAGGACUACGGUGAUUAUUACUGUAAAGUAAAAAAUUCAUUGGGUAGUAUACGUCCGCAAAUAAGAUUGCAACCAAAAGGUGCACCUGAAUCCCCUCGCGCUUUAGCUAGUCAAAAAGUAGGACCGAGUUUCGUGUCUCUCAAAUGGGAAGCGGGAUUCGAUGGGGGAUUAUCGAAUACAAAAUAUUUUGUACUAUAUCGAAGACAGAAGAAUCCAGCUGGCGGAGAACACUGUGCCACAGAAAGAUUAGACGAGUACGACUGGAAAGAAUACGACUGUCGGCGAUCCAAUCCGUGCAAUGUUACCCGCCUUGAGCAACAUAAUACCUACCAUUUUAAGGUGAAAGCAGUUAAUACAAAAGGGCAGAGCAACUACUCCAAUGAGAUCAUGGUGACGACGAAAGUUGACAUUAUACCACCGCCGGAACAGGUGACAUUUGAUCCCAGUACGAGAUCCGUUGCGUUCAGUGUGGGGCCUACGUGCCUCCCCCUAGUAGGGGUGGUGGAAGGUCUGGGAGCGCUUGGUGGCUGGCAGGUCGUAGAUACGGUGCCACUGCAAUUAUCGGGUAUUAGUUCCACUAUACAAGAAAGUACCCUGGAUCCUCCCACGCCUCGCGGUAGAGGCUCCUCUGUGCCACCAUUAGACCAAUUAAAUCCUAGGGUCCGUUUGAGGCUUUGUUUACAAGACAAUCAAGAUACGUGCAGUGAAUACAUAGAGGCUGAUAUUGGUCCAUCAUACACGAAGGCAGCUGCCGCAUUGACUACUGCCACGGUCAUCGCAAUAGUCGUAUCUUGCUUAGUCUUUUUACUCUUUUUGAGCCUUUUAUUCAUCUUUUGUCGGUGUAAACGUAAUGAGAACAAAAAAGAAGCGUCAAAGGACUAUGAAAUGGACUCUAUGAGGCCUCCCAUGGUGUCGCCACCUAACCAAGCGCCCCCUCCAUAUUAUCCGAGUACGGGGAUGGAGAACAAGGCGCUCGAACAUUCUAUGGACUUGCAAAUGGCUAUGGAUGACUCGAAGAAUGCAGUAUACGCGAGUCAGGGCGGCUACGGGUACCACAUGGCGCCCCACACCCAAGGUCAUCCUGGGCAAAAUAUGUCGAACGCGGACUGGGUAAAUAUGGGGUAUAUUGAGAAUUGCUACACGAACAGUAAUAACGGAGGCAGCGUCAACUCCCAAGACUCCCUUUGGCAGAUGAAGAUGGCUGCGGCAAAUGCGGCACCCAGCAUUCCUCAGCAUCAGAUGGUAGACCGGCAGUGUAAUUAUGGGUAUGACCCAAUAGCGCAUGGUGGCUAUGGAACUAUUGACGACUACGCCCCAUAUUCUCCCCUGCCGCACGGCAACCUCAGCACCCACGGUAGUCAUGCUGGAGCUGACUGUGCCAUGCGUUCAUCACAGACGCCGUCAAGACAGGACUAUUGCUCCGAUCCAUACGCCUCCGUGCACAAGCCCAAGAAAAGGGUGGAUCAACAUAUCGAAUCACCUUAUCAUGAAGUAAGCGGUCUGCCUGAGACGUAUUGUGGGGGGCCUGAAGACGCCACUCCCGAAGACAAGCCGCCCCAUCUAUCUCUUAGCUACGAUGAAUCUCUUGAGUCUGGAUAUUCCACACCUAACUCUCGAGCAAGGAGAGUUAUUCGCGAAAUCAUUGUGUAAAUAUGAAAAACAUCACUGGUAAAUUUCCUAAUAAAAUUAAUUGGACCACUAAUAUUCAUUUGUACAAUUGUAACUUCCGCAUAUCUUGCGGAAAUUUCUGAGGGAUCUGAUUUUCAGAUUCUCUUUGAACGUCCUUAUCUUUUACUGAAUUUAAUAAUUCUUUACUAAAUAGCAAGGUUAGGUAAAAAUCAUUACAUAGAUUAAGAUAUUAUUUCAUAUUGUAAGCGAACUAAAUGUUUAGUUAAAACACAUAAAAUAUUACACUACGUAGGCCACAGCCGACGUCAUAUGCAACACAUUGUAAUUAUACAUCCUAUAUACAUAUUACUCUCUGACAACUGCGUACACGACAACAGCAGGUACAGGAGACAUCAGAGAAGUGCUAAUCAAGUAAUACAUUGCUCCAAAACAAGAUGGAACUAUUAUAAUUUAUAAUAUUUGCCUGCGUCAUGUUCCGACAGUGCAAAGGGAAUCCUAAUUACUCAGUUGAAUAGCAUCUUGUUCUCAAUAAUUUACGCCCUGUCUCGGAGAAAUGAGCUAAGCUCGCUCAGCCUUUGUUGCAUUUUAGUUGUUUCGACAUUCGUUUGUUAAUGUGAAACUUCCUUGCAUUUAAAGUAUGCAGAAUUAUUUAUGUAACAACAACAACACACCUUUAUAAAACUAGCAUUUUCAGAUCAAAUAUUUUGAUUUGAUUAUUAAAUUUCUUCUUGGGCCUAUAAUAUAAACAGGAUCUUAGCCUUAGUACAAUAUUGAAUUUUUCAACUGUUUUUUACAUACAAAGUAAACAUUAUAUCUGUAAAAUGACAAAUGGUAAGAAAAAUGCUUUGAAAUUAUUUUCGCAAAAACGAGAUAAGCCCUUUUUGCUUCAAUCACUCUAAUUACACUAUACGGCCGUCGGCCAUUGGUGCUGAACUUUUCCUUUUUCGUCUUUGUUCUGGCCCAGGAAUCACGAACAGAGACUAAUCCUAAUCUCAUAUACAAGAUGAAAACAUAUCGAAAUACAGUUCAAAGUUGUUAUACUAAUGUUAAAAGGCUGUUCCAGCAAAAACAUUGAUUUUCAAUCAUUCGCGCCGCACAAAGGCGGUUCGACUCACAUGACAAAACAAUUAAUCCGUUUGAGUCAUUAAAUCUGCAUAAUUGUUACAAAAUUGCAACAAUAAUAACUUAAAGGUUUGAGAACUAUCGUUUCUCAAACUAAAUAUCAUCGUAUAGUUAUAAUUAUCGUUUAAUCACUUAAUAUAAAGCGUGUAUAAAAUCAUAACUUAACUAUAAGAAACGCCGUCCUUUUGUCAAAAAUACUCUUUAAAACUUCGGUGCCAUUACGUUAAUGUAUUAGGACUUUCGCUAUAUAACUUUAAUGCCAGUUAUUUCAUACUCUAUGGCAACCGUGUUUAGUUUUUUUUGAAGCCAUAAAAAGGAAUAAUCUCCUCGUUGCUUGCAAAUACUUAAAAUAUACUUCUUUCAUUUGUGCGCUUAUAUUCCACAUUUGAUGGUAUUUAUUUUUGGCUGACCCAACUGCGGUCAAUUUACAUCUUAGAAUUACUUAUGUUCCAAGUAAUUUAGUAGAAGUACUUACUUUUAAUUAUUCAAUUUCAUUAGGUUUUAUUUCACUACAUAUAUAUCACAAACCUUUUUCUUUUUAUUGAUGUUAGAAAAUCAAUAUUAUUAUUUUAUAUUACACAUCUUUAAUUAUAUAUAAAACACACCACUUAUUAAAAUAAUCAUGUGAUAGCUUUCAUUAUAUCAGAUGUCGUUAGUUUUAUUAGUGUUAUAAAGCACGAAAUGGGCCCACCUUUAAUAAAUAGGAUCUGGACCACCGGAAAUGUUCAUUUUUAAAUUAUUUUGUUAUAUACAGGGUGGGAUUUUGUGUUUUUUUAAAUAAAGUUUCUUUUAAGCAAUAAUUGCUGUCCCUUCCAUUAGGGGAUUUCCCAGGUGGUGUUUUUAAAAAGUUCCAGCCUGUAUAAUGAAUGUUUCUCGUAUAUCUUUGAGUCAUACAAGCCACUUUUACAGAAUUAAAAGAUCUCGGACACUCGGCAUCAACGUGGCUGAUAAUUGUUCAAAUAUAAAUAUAUUAUAUAAUUCUAUUGAUAAUCAUAGUGCUUAGGUACUUAGUAUAAUUUGUCGUGAUUAAUAUCUUUCGAAUUUAAUGGUGCAAUUUACGUAUUGAAAGAUAUACGUAGAUAUUAGCUUUCACUCAGGGUCAAUAAUGUAUUGUACACAGCUUCAGGAUAUGUUUUGCACAUACAUGUAUCUUGUUGUCCUUAUCACAUGGCCCAUAUGAAGUAGGAAGGUAAUAUGAAUAGCUUGAUUUUUGAUCGUUGCAUAACUUUCUUUAAUACUAGUAUAAGAAAUAUAUUUAAAUGAAAUCUUUGUCUCUUUUUGUGUACAAUUAAAACUUUAACCCUCUAUACAACGACAAGUACUUAUGAUCUUAGUUGAUAAUGAAAAUGAAACUUCUUUAUACUUUUUAUAGUUUAAGUUAACGGUUAAGUUUUGUACAUUUAAACUUGUAUAUUUUUUAUCUAUACUGUACUUAAACGCCAAACGUUAAUUUGUAACGAAAUGCGCCAUAUUUUAAUUUUAAGAUCUGACAUCGUACGUUAAAUUAAUUGUUGUAUUAUAACAAUGAACUUGUGGAAUCUAUUGUAAAUAUUGAUGUAUUAACUUUCGUGAAAAUAAAUUCUUUUUCACUCCA
Messenger RNA from Pieris napi, 6759 nucleotides. RefSeq names its product hemicentin-2 (gene ed). The transcript has 12 exons. The record is from RefSeq and is a predicted model, not a curated record. Gene Ontology annotation, cellular component: cell-cell junction. The coding region runs from base 336 to 4064 and encodes 1242 amino acids. Gene Ontology annotation, molecular function: cell adhesion molecule binding. NCBI's taxonomy places the organism in Eukaryota, Metazoa, Arthropoda, Insecta, Lepidoptera, Pieridae. Gene Ontology annotation, biological process: cell-cell adhesion.